This is a messenger RNA of Cololabis saira (Pacific saury), 2342 nucleotides long. Its product is annotated as profilin-2-like. Bases 194 to 613 code for a protein of 139 amino acids. The transcript is spliced from 3 exons. NCBI's taxonomy places the organism in Eukaryota, Metazoa, Chordata, Actinopteri, Beloniformes, Belonidae. Gene Ontology annotation, molecular function: actin binding. Gene Ontology annotation, biological process: regulation of actin filament polymerization; actin cytoskeleton organization; positive regulation of actin filament bundle assembly. Gene Ontology annotation, cellular component: cytoplasm. The record is from RefSeq and is a predicted model, not a curated record.
UUCGCCUUGCUCUCCGUCGAGGUGCGGGUUAGACCGGGAGGCUUUAUAUUCAUUGGUAGUUUUCUCUCCCCCACCCUCCGUUCUGGUCGUGCCCUUUUUUCUGGCUCACCUCACCUCCCCCCCACAGAGCUGCUGGUUAUCACUAUUGUCUGAAUUAUUUUUUUAUUUUUUAAUCCAGCAUCAUUUGUGGAGCAUGUCUUGGCAGAGCUACGUGGACAACCUGAUGGCGGACGGCAGCUGUCAGGACAGCGCCAUUGUUGGCUACACGGACGCCAAGUACGUGUGGGCGGCGCACGCCGGCGGGCUGUUCACAAACAUCACGUCUCAAGAAAUAGAUGUCCUCAUUGGCAAGGACAGAGAGACCUUUUACACCAGCGGUCUCACUCUUGGCUCAAAGAAGUGUUCGGUCCUUAGAGACAGUCUCCAGGAUGAAGGGGACUGGACAAUGGACAUCAGGACAAAGAGCCAAGGAGGGGAACCCACAUACAAUAUUUCCGUGGGAAAAGCUGGAAAAGUUUUGGUUCUUGUAAUGGGCAAAGAAGGGGUCCAUGGAGGCGGAUUGAAUAAGAAGGCUUACUCUAUGGCAAAAUACUUGAGGGAUUCCGGGUUUUAAUGUUCUCCAGCUCAUUUAGAUCACAUUGAGGGACAAAAAUAAGAGAAAUGUAUUGCUGUUAAGAUUUCUCCUGCAAGCAGUCAAUUGUCUUGGAAACUUUUAAUAGCGAUGAAGAGUGAUGAUGCUGUGUUACCCCCUUCAUCCUGUAGGGGGCGUGGCUCUUCAAUUAUUUUCAUUUCUCCCUCUUUUUUUUUUUUCUUUUUUUUUUUUUCUCCUCCUUCUCCCCCUUGUGUGCUCCAGUAUUGGUUAUAGUCAUGGGACGGGAGGCGGUCCACGGUGGAAAUCUUAACAAGAAAGCACAUUCAAUGGCUGAUUACCUGAGGAAGACUGGAUAUUAAACCACCCAUUCGUCAACUUAGCACCUCACUCCCGGUCACUUUAUUUUGAGACAACUAGGCUUCGGUGGGAUACAAUGUCUGCUUUGUACACACAGCUUUUUGUCCGCCCUGCCUUCUCCCUUGUAAUAGGCGUUUCCCACUGUAACAUUGUUCAUCUGAUGCUUUUUGGCACUGCAGUUGUGGCAUGUUCAUUGAGAUGUUUAUUGAUCAAAAUAAAAUGUGGAGGGAAAAAAAGGUCAAAUAAAACAGGUAAAACACAUUUGGGCUCGCUUUACAUAACAUGAACUCAUUUGUAAGAGGAAGUGCACAUGUAUCGGUGGUAGCAGUUUGCCUCGUUGCGUCUUACUGAACAGAUGGCAGUUUUUUGUUUAAGUCAGCAUGUGGGGGUUCAGAGCCGCAUGCAUGUUCUCACCCACCGUUCUUAUUUGUCUCGGUCUUCAAACCUCCGUUAAGGAAACGACAAACUUCCUCUGGAAAAGCUGUACGCACUGAUUGGCUGUACAGUUUUCUUCUUUUUUUUUUUUUUUCUUCCCCCCCCUCCUCUACCACCUGAUUUUUGCAGUUGUACCUGAAUGUGGUUGUGAAAGUCAGUACGGUGUUAGGCUGUUCCGGGACUGUAAUACUUCAUCACAUUUUUGCGUCUCAGUGGACAUUCCACCUUUUUGACCGCAGACGUGCUCGUUUCUCUUAGCUGUAAAUCACUACACACUUUGGACCAGUUUUCUGUACUAGAGGGUCAUCACUACAGCUUACUCUGAUGGAUGAUUGUUGACCGUUAAUUAGAAACGACUUCAAAUGACUGUAAACCAUCUAACUGCUUCUUUAGACUAAAACACUAAAUCUGCAUCACUAAUUGAUUUGUCGUUAACUUCAUGUUCAUUUAAUGAGUCGUUUAACUACAGUGACUGCAUUUUGCAUUUUGACUUAACCAAGGCUGCUCGGUUAAGUCCUUGGACAUUUUUUUGCCUUGUGCUUUAGUCAUCAAAGAUGUAUUCACAAAUUGUCAUAGUAUGCUACUUAAAAUUCUAUUUAAAAAGAGAAAAUGCUGUGUUCACUAAACAUUGAAAAUGGUGUUGGUUGGAAAUAAGAACAUUUGUAAGUUGUCUUGUGAAAUCUUUUGAAUAAUUGUAUUCUGUGCCAUAAAAAAUCAAUAUCUGAUGUGUUGCUACGAGUUGCAUUUUUGUCUGCUGCCCUGGCAAGAAACAACUUUCAAUGGCACUCCUAAGGGAUAUUUUGGCAUCUCUAAUCUCCAGAUUUGUGGAAUAUGUAAAUAAACAGAAAGUUUGUAGUAUUUUGAGUUGGAAACUUCUGCCACAAAAUCUAUUUCAAAUGCCAUGAAUUGAAGAUGUCUUGUUUACAGACGAAUGAAAUAAAAGUUAUUCCAACCCGAG